GUGGCUGCGGCGGCGAAUCUGCUUGGGCUCGCCAUGCAGUUCUUGGGGGUUGCUGAGCGGGGGCGCGCCAGCACCAUGCGGCGAUGUGUAUUGGCUCUGCCGCGCCUGGGCGAGUUGGCGGCGGGGCCGUUGGUGCUGGCUAGUCAACGUGGUGAUGCCCUGCAGCCGUGCCGCGACAUGGUACUCGAGCUCUCGGUGGCCUCUGCCAUCGAGCAACUCGCGGCGCUGCUGGGCCAGCGGCCCAACUUGUCCGUGCACGAGGACGCCGCGCGACGCAGACGGAUGCAUCGCCUGUUGCGCCGUCUUUCGCUGGGGCGCUCCGUUGGGUUCUCGCCCGCGCUCGGGCCGUUGGGCGAGGUGCUCGCGGGCUUGGCAGAGAUGGCAUACGAGUUUCGUCGGCUCUGGGGCGAUGAGUAUGCCCAGAGGCUGGCCAACCGCGACGAGUUCGAGCAGUGGAUAGUUGCGGACAGUACCCCGCGGCCGCCGCGGGCCGAAGAGGAAAGUUUCGCCGUCAUGGUCAGCUUCGACGCCGGCUCCGAUGUGCGCUUAUAUACAUUCAAGGAGCGCGGCCUGCGUUUCAUGCUCCUCGCGGGCGCCCGCGCGCUCAUGGACGUGAUGCUCACCCGGCGGGCCCUGCUGUUCGUUGCGUCCUACUUGCUGCGUUGCCAGUGCCGCCGCCGGCUGGCUUUCUCCAAUCCCGAAGUCCCACGUCGCGCUUUUAAUCAGGCUGUGAAAGAUGCGGCCCAGGGGCAUGUCGGAGCCCUCCGCGCGUUGGACAACAUGUGGGCGGACGAUGAUCCCGGCUCAUAG
Molecule: messenger RNA, 810 nt
Organism: Prorocentrum cordatum
Lineage: Eukaryota; Dinophyceae; Prorocentrales; Prorocentraceae
Source: the annotation of a GenBank genome assembly